AUUUUUCAACUUGUCAAAGCCCUGUCUCUUUCAAGCAGUGCACCACUUCAAUUUCCCACCUUUGUACGAUCCAUAUGAUGUUGUUGAGUUGCAAGUUCAUUGCUGUUCACCACGACGGGAAAAGUGACUGGUAUGUCGUAGCUUUCUCAUCAGCUCCUUCGCUGGCAUUCCUUCUACUCAGGUAAUAUGCGUCCUCCCAAACAUCUUAUACUCCAGACGCAAACACCGAACUUGUGCCGAUGCUCUGUGGAAACAUAAAACGGAUGAGUUUUCCUUUACUAUCAAAGACACAGUAGCUACGGACGGUGUUACUGAACGGCUUGGCAGGACAGGGCAGGGCAGGACAGAAUGAACAAGCUGCAAGAAACACAAAAGUCUAAGCACAACCCUAAUGAGGGUGCAGACAUAUGGAAGACACAUUGAGUGUUUACCCUCUCAGUUUGAAGGUAUUAGACUAGACAGUCCCGUACCUUCUGGUUCGCCGUCGGGCAAGACGUGGCUAGAGCAAUUCCUCACAGAUCGUGAUGGCUAUAUUGUAGAUUCCAUACUACUACAUUGGUACCACAUCAACAACGCCCAGUUCAUCUUCCUAUCUACAUCAACCCGGGUUACGGAACGGCAUGCCAGAAUUUCAACGAUGCGGAUAAACAAGAUAUGCCUGGUUUGGGCUGAUGGCAGAUUUGCAGGGCGUCAAUGCGGUGGGGCCUAACUGUCACCGUCCACCUGCGACCGAGAUGCCGACUGGCUAGAUAUCUGACGGAAAUAUUAAGUUCAUCGGUAUACAGUAUACAGGCGAAGAGGAUAAUGUAAACCUCUGAACGUCUGUCUGGUGUUCCUCGACCGGACACUUCAGUACGAUGGCUGCUGUGGACGUCGUUCUUCCUACGAUUUUCCUCGAUAUUGGUGAUAUGAGCCCUAUAUUGUACGUCUCAGAUGAAUAUACAUUCCUGA
Messenger RNA from Guyanagaster necrorhizus, 951 nucleotides. RefSeq lists its product as uncharacterized. Lineage: Eukaryota; Fungi; Basidiomycota; Agaricomycetes; Agaricales; Physalacriaceae. The transcript is spliced from 3 exons. Bases 392 to 709 code for a protein of 105 amino acids. The record is from RefSeq and is a predicted model, not a curated record.